This is a messenger RNA of Rhodamnia argentea, 1223 nucleotides long. Its product is annotated as vestitone reductase-like. Bases 102 to 1085 code for a protein of 327 amino acids. The transcript has 4 exons. Gene Ontology annotation, molecular function: oxidoreductase activity, acting on the CH-OH group of donors, NAD or NADP as acceptor. NCBI's taxonomy places the organism in Eukaryota, Viridiplantae, Streptophyta, Magnoliopsida, Myrtales, Myrtaceae. The record is from RefSeq and is a predicted model, not a curated record.
UUUAAGUGAGAAGCGCACACGCUCUGCCGGCCAAAAACAUCAAGGCCACUCAAAAGAAUUUGCUGCUUUCUGAAGCUUGAAGCUCCUUACUUCUCCAAGUUAUGGAGGGCAACAAAGGCACGGUGUGUGUGACAGGUGGUACCGGCUUCAUAGCUUCAUGGCUCAUCAUGCGGCUCCUCGAACACGGCUACUCGGUCCGGACCACCGUCAGACCCGACCCGGAUGGCAGAAGAGACAUCAGUUUCCUGAAAAACCUACCAGGAGCAUCAGAAAGGCUCCGAAUCCUCACCGCCGACCUCAGCGACCCAGAGAGUUUCGACCCAGCCAUCCAAGACUGUGUCGGGGUCUUCCACGUCGCCACCCCGGUGGACUUCGAGGACAGAGAGCCAGAGCCAGUCGUCACCAAAAGAUCCAUCGACGGAGCGUUAGGCAUCCUGAGGGCCUGCCUGAACUCCAAGACGGUGAAGCGGGUCGUGUACACUUCGAGUGCAUCCGCAGUUCAGCUCUACAACUCUAGGGCUGAAAUACUGGAUGAGGACUCUUGGAGCGAUGUCAAGUCCCUCCGAGAAAUGACGAGGUUCGGAGCUUCGUACGCGAUCUCGAAGACAUUGACUGAGAAGGCGGUUCUCGAGUUCGGAGAGAGGCAUGGACUGGAAGUGGUGACGGUGGUUCCCCCGUUUGUUCUCGGGCCCUUCAUUUGCCCCAAGUUCCCCGGAUCCGUUCGGACUUCGCUGGCUUUGGUAUUAGGCAAUGAGAACGAGUACCCUAUUCUUCUUGAUAUAUCUUUCGUUCAUGUGGACGAUGUAGUGAGAGCACACAUCUUCCUCUUCGAGCAUCCCGACUUCAAGGGGCGGUACAUAUGUUCCUCAGCCAGGAUGACCAUCGAAGAGAUGUCCAAGUUUCUCUCUGAAAGAUACCCGGAGUGUCAGAUGCCCUCUCCCGAGUCCUUGAAGGAACUGAAAGGCCCCAGAUUUGCCGGCCUUUCGUCUAGGAAGCUGUUGGACACUGGCUUCGAGUUUAAGUAUGGGAUCGAGGACAUGUUCGACGGAGCCAUCCAAUGCUGCAAAGAAAAGGGCUAUCUCUAGAUCAACUGAAGCUGUUCAAUGCAUAUGACGGAAUAUGGUACAUCGGGCCAACCAUAGUAAUGCUCAAAGUACUAAAGCGCUGGCUUGACGCCGCAUGAUCGUGCGACCUAUUUCUUUUCCGACCUGAGCCGUGUUCGU